UUAUUACUAGCCGAGUUAGGAGACUAUGAUCCAGAUGAGCAUACUGGCAAUUAUGUUGCAGAUUUCAAACUUCUCCUGAAACAAACACCACGUCUCGAAGAAAAAAUAGCAGAAAUACAUCAGACUCAUUUGAGCGGCCAGGUUCCAGCUGUGGCUGAGGUUAACUUUUUACAUAAGGCGUGUCUUCUGGAUACAUAUGGAGUUGAUCCUCACCCUGUCAAGGACCAUAAGGGUAACCAGCUAUACCUGGGAAUAAACCACGCUGGAAUCUUAACUUUCCUUGGUAGUCGGAAAACGCAUCACUUCAAAUGGCUGGAUAUUCAGAGAAUCAACUUUGAAGGAAAAAUGUUCAUCAUCCAUCUUCUCAUCAGUGAAGAUGGUAGGACUAAGAGGAAACAUCUGAUCGGAUUCAAAUGUCCAACUCAAGCAGCCUGUAAACACUUGUGGAAAUGUGCUUUAGAGCAGCGAUACUUUUUUGCGGCUGAGUCGUCAGCUGAGGUCCCAUCAGUCACUACUGGAGGAGGUCUGUUUUCUCGAGGUUCAAAGUUCAGAUAUAGUGGUCGUGUAGAAAAAGAAGUUAUUGAACUGAUGGAAAACUUUCAGCGUGACCCACCUCAGUUCCAGCGAAGUUUUAUGCAUACUUCAUCUUUUCGUCACAAGAGCGAAUCAUAUCCAACCACACCAGCCACGCCAUCUAAGGAUUAUGAAACAGAUUUUUCUAACCUUCACUACAUGAACCAUUCGGCUCCAGCAACAGAAAAUGUGGACUCUAUCACAUCCACGGACUCAUCCAGCCUGAAGUACACUAAUAGGUCCACACAGAUGACUGGCAGUUUGAGUGACUUGACUCUUCCAGAACAUGAAGAAGCCCCUAUUCUUCCACUGGAAGAGGGGGAGGAGCAACAGAUUAAACGGCUAGAGAACCACAUAGCAGAGGAACUGGAAGACCUUGUUGAGGACACUCACCCCGCUGAACUGGAAGUAUCCUUACCUCCUCUGCGAGCCUCAACUCCACAGAUUACUGAAGAACUUGAGCAGGAGCUUCACAAUGAAUCCCCUGUUGAAGUCUCGACCUCUGAAUCACGACAUACUGGAAAGAACUUUGAACUCGAUCUUAAUAUUCCUAAGCAAAAAAAACCAUGCAAGAUCUCGACCAUUUCUUUCUCGUCCAGUGAAUAUAGUGCGAGUAACCAUUCUGGCCUCCCUUUUUGUACUCUUGAUUUUUUGGUGCUUGCUCGUCGUCGUCAUGGAGUCAGACUCGCCUCUUUUUAGUGAUGCACGCAAGCUGCCGGAACUAAUUGUCUUGAGACGAGAGUACUAUGAGCCAGCUAAAGACUACUUCGUGGAAAGGUUAAAAUUCCUGUUUUGAUUUUUGCAUACACACUCUGUACGUGUUAUCCGUAAAAGUACCUUAAACACACAAAUCUAUUUGUGCAGCUAAGAAUUUCUAAUUCCAUUUUUAAUCCUCCCAGCUUUCUUCUGUAAAGCUGGCCCUUUUCUAAAUAAUCUUUUUCUUACCAUUGUUUGGAUGAUGUAUGUGUUGUUAUUGAAACACAGAUUUCUCUAUUUGAUAAUAUAACCUCGUGGUAUAAUUGUUAUUUAUAAAUGUGGACACUUUUCGUGACACCUUUGUCUUUAACUUACAAACUUUUUUCAUUUCUAUUGUGAUCACUUAUACUUUGAAAGAUAAAGUAAAUAUAUAGGGCUUGGUAUUCAACAGUUUAUAUAUUCAUGGGUAUAGGUGGAAGUUAAAUAUAAUUAAAAGAAUGAUGUGAACAUUUAUCUCAAGUAUCUAUAGUGUGUUCUUAGAAUGUAAACUUUGGUUUAAAGUUACUUUAUGUUUUUACAAUAAUUUAAACAAAUGUUUUGGGAUCAAAUAGUUUUUUUAAAGAGUUUAAAUACACCAUAUGUUGUGUGUUUGUUGGUGUUUCGUCAAUAGCAAUCUGUUUUUUAUUAUUUUCUAGUAGUGUUCCAUUUAUUAUGUUGUUAGUUACUAUAUAGUUUUAAGUUUGUUGUUGACAGAUGGCACCACUAAAGGUUUGUAGGAAGAUACCUACAACUUAAAAUGAUGUGAUAUCUGAACCCUGAAAGAGUAAUGCCACAUUUAUUUAUAGGUAUUGGGUGUGAAUGGAAAGCAGAUCCGUGUUGGUGUUAAGAACAAUGCAUACUUAUCUGUUGAUUAAACAGCUGUGUGUUGGUGUUAAUUCAUGUUUAUCUGUUGAUUAAACAGAUCUGUGUUGGUGUUAAGAACAAUGCAUGUUUAUCUGUUGAUUAAACAGCUGUGUGUUGGUGUUAAUUCAUGUUUAUCUGUUGAUUAAACAGAUCUGUGUUGGUGUUAAGAACAAUGCAUGUUUAUCUGUUGAUUAAACAGAUCUGUGUUAGUGUUAAGAACAAUGCAUGUUUAUCUGUUGAUUAAACAGAUGUGUGUUGGUGUUAAGAUGUUGAUUAAAGAGAUCUGUGUUAGUGUUAAGAACAAUGCAUGCUCAUCUGUUGAUUAAACAAAUCUGUGUUGGUGUUAAGAACAAUGCAUGCUUAUCUGUUGAUUAAACAGAUCUGUGUUGGUGUUAAGAACAAUGCAUGUUUAUCUGUUGAUUAAACAGAUCUGUGUUGGUGUUAAGAUGUUGAUUAAAGAGAUCUGUGUUAGUGUUAAGAACAAUGCAUGCUCAUAUGUUGAUUAAACAGAUCUGUGUUGGUGUUAAGAACAAUGCAUGCUUAUCUGUUGAUUAAACAGAUCUGUGUUGGUGUUAAUGAGAAAAUCAGGUAUUUUAAUUUGGUAUUUGGGCUGUUGGCCAAGAAGUGACAAAAACCUAUCCCUUCUUAAGGGUUAAUCAGGAUAAUAAAAAUCAGUUAGGGCUAGUCAUUACUUUUUGUUAUUGGUUAAGUAUAUAUUGCAUUUGUUGUUCAGAUAUAUUUUUGGUUUGGCCAAUGUAAAUAAAAUAAGGUAAAUUGUAAGAGUAACGUAACAUAAUUUUAAGAAUAAACCUUGAAGGAUAUUUUUUGUAUGUUACAAUUUUUGUAUUACAUAAGGCACAUUUGUAUCUUGGUUAAAAUAGCUGUUUAGAUAUUACGGGGUUCAAUUCUGUAAAUACUAAAUGACCUCUUUCACUCAUUGUAUGGUACAGUUUUAAUACGUGUUUUUUAAAAAAAACAUUUAGCUGUAAUUUGCACAAUACCUUUAAUACUUAACCAUAUUAUCUGAAUGUUUACUAAGAGUUAUAAAACCAUUGGUGUCGAGCUUUAA
This is a messenger RNA of Limulus polyphemus (Atlantic horseshoe crab), 3241 nucleotides long. Its product is annotated as FERM domain-containing protein 3-like. NCBI's taxonomy places the organism in Eukaryota, Metazoa, Arthropoda, Merostomata, Xiphosura, Limulidae. The annotation marks the transcript as partial. The record is from RefSeq and is a predicted model, not a curated record. Gene Ontology annotation, cellular component: cytoskeleton. The transcript has 9 exons.